Messenger RNA from Maniola jurtina (meadow brown), 9146 nucleotides. It is a transcript of the gene cta, whose product is annotated as guanine nucleotide-binding protein subunit alpha homolog. Gene Ontology annotation, molecular function: G-protein beta/gamma-subunit complex binding; GTPase activity; guanyl nucleotide binding. The record is from RefSeq and is a predicted model, not a curated record. Gene Ontology annotation, biological process: adenylate cyclase-modulating G protein-coupled receptor signaling pathway; Rho protein signal transduction. NCBI's taxonomy places the organism in Eukaryota, Metazoa, Arthropoda, Insecta, Lepidoptera, Nymphalidae. Gene Ontology annotation, cellular component: brush border membrane; heterotrimeric G-protein complex. The transcript has 3 exons. Bases 238 to 1365 code for a protein of 375 amino acids.
GGUCUCUUUCACUCACCUCAGUCAAUUUUUCAUUUUAUUUUUCUCAAUGAAUUUGGGAGGGGUAGAAUGCGUGUGUACGUCCUAUUCCGGAUAUAGGUAAAGUUUAUUUUAUUGUUAUUAGUUCGCACAAAGUGUUUCUUUAAAUAUGUGUGGAUUAUAAAAAUUCUGUGUCGUGUGUGUGUUUACAAUCGCUCGCUCAGCCUUCGUUUCCUAUGUGAGUGUCGAUAAUCAUGCAAAAUGGCCAACGAUCUGUGGUCAUGUACCUGUUGUACGGAGGCUCUGACUUGUUGGCUGCGUCUCAAGCUGUCGCCCGAGGAGAUAGAGCAGAGGUACAGAAGCAAGGAGAUCGACAGAAUACUGGAGAAAGACAAACAGACGUUGCGGCGGCAGGUCAAACUGUUGCUUCUCGGUGCGGGUGAAAGCGGAAAAUCGACAUUCCUGAAGCAGAUGAGGAUCAUACACAAAGUGAAGUUCGAGCCGGAACUAGUGCGCGAGUUCCAGCAUGUGAUAUACCAGAACAUUGUGAAGGGGAUACAGGUGUUAGUGGACGCGCGGGACAAGCUCGCGAUUCCUUGGGAAAACCCGAGGAAUCUGGACAUUGGGCAGCAAGCGUUGCAUUUCAACAGUACGGCGUCUCUGGACAGCCGCCUGUUCAUGCAUUACGCGCCGCACAUACACUCGCUGUGGUUGGACAGAGCCAUAAAGAGGGCCUAUGACAGGCGGAGAGAAUUUCAAUUGAGCGACUCAGUAAGUUACUUCUUCGGCGAGCUGGAGCGCAUAGCGCGGCCGGACUACGUGCCUUCACACCAAGACAUCCUCCAUUGCCGGAAAGCCACGAAAGGCAUCACGGAGUGUACGAUCAACAUCAACAAUGUGCCAUUCGUCUUCGUCGAUGUCGGCGGACAACGGACGCAGAGGCAGAAAUGGACACAGUGCUUCGAUUCCGUCACGUCGAUAUUGUUCCUAGUCUCGUCUUCGGAGUUCGACCAGGUGUUAUCGGAAGACAGGAAAACGAAUCGUCUCGAGGAGGCGCUGAAUAUAUUCGACACGAUCGUGAACAACGUGAACUUCAAGGGUAUCUCCAUUAUACUUUUUCUGAACAAAUCCGACUUAUUAGCGAAAAAAGUCGCGAGCAGUGAGACUGACAUACGCUGGUACUACCCCCAGUUCACAGGGGACCCCCACAACCUGAGGGAUGUGCAAAUGUUCUUGCUCAACAUGUUCGCCAACGUCCGGAGGGAACCAAAGACAACACUUUACCACCAUUUCACCACAGCCAUAGACACGCAUAACAUAGAGGUCGUAUUCAACUCCGUUAAGGACACGAUCCUCAACCGCAAUCUCGAAUCUCUGAUGCUGCAGUGACAUAUGCCAGAGUGGACUUUUAAUGAUUGUGAUAAUUGCUGGCUAUACAUAGUUUAUCUUUUUUAGCACUGUAUUUUCAGAUAGUAAGUUCCUUUUGGCAUAGCAAAAAUCAGUCAAAAUAGCUACGUUUCUAGUAUUCGUAAAUGUAAAGCUAUCCUUUUCCGCGUGAAGCAUAAUGAAAAGGAUAGCAAUACAGUUAUAUGUUACCUGUCACUUUUGUUAGGUUGUAGAUUCCACAAUAUUCAGUCUAUUAUUAUAUUGAGAACUAACAUUUAUAUACCUAAUCGUUGUUGGAAAUGAGGAUUGCUAAUUCAUGUGUUUUGUAGCCAUGCAGUGUCAAAAGGGACUUGGGUGAAAAAGAUCAUAGUAGAUGGUUCCGUGCGUUCUGUUGUAAUUUUGUUUUAUCUGCAUAAUAAGAAAGCACAUUUUAAAAGACAAGAAAUGUGAUUUGUAUUUUAUUUUGUUUUAUUAGAACUUUAUCGUCGGCCUAUUCUCUAGUUUUGUAACUUUGUAAUGGCGAAAAUAUACUUACAACAGGGCACCGAACAUGAUAUCCGCGAAGCAUGUUGUCUUAAUAUAGGGUUGCCUUAGUUAUUGUGAGUCAGACUUGCACACAAACGGUUCCGUACUAUUUACCAAGAAAUACUUAAUACAACUUUAUAUUACGGUUUAUGAGACAGACGGACGGACGGACAGCAGAGGCUUAGUUAUAUGGUCCCUUUAGCAUCUUGUACGGAACCUUAAAAAUAAUUAUAAAUAACGGAUACAUACCACGAUUAAUUUGAUGAUUUUUUUAUAUUCCGAUAUUUCGACUCAGUUGCAGUCUUGUUCACAACGGAACUUCGGCUCUGCCGGUGUGCCUUGCGCCUUAUAAUCCCAUUUAUUGCUAUGUAUGUUGUAAGUAUGUUUUCGCGCUAAAUGUUCGGCGCAAUACGUUCACCAAGCAUUCAUUCUAUAGUAUAUGUAUAGUUUAUCAUAUUGUAAUGAUAAAUUUGUAUAUUAUGUUUAUUUAUGACCAAAAAUGUAGAUUUUGCACUCUAAAUGAUAUAUUUGAUGAUCACUUUUUGAUAACUUUUAUAUGUAUGUAUUUGGCGCUUUUUACUUGUGUUUACUGGAGUUUAGGAGUUUGGAGCUUAAUGUAUGCACUAGACAUAGAGGCAGUUUUGUAUUCUAUAUAACCCUAGUCGUUAUCGGAAUCUUAAGAGCGGUUACGCAUUCAUCCGAUCUGAGUCCGUGAAAAUACGGAUAUAAAAAACUCGGACCGAACUCUGUUAUUGUUUACGCACUAAUCCGAUCUCUGAUCCAAAUCCAUGCUAUUCAGUGGACAUCUUUGAUAUAUCUACGUCAUAUGUCCGAUGAAACCGAGGCUCAUCCGAGAUAUUUUCACGGAUGAUGUACGUUACUAGUGCGUAAGCUACAAAUAGUUCUACAACUAGGUACUUUGGAACUUAUUCCCACAGACUCGGAUCGGAUGAGUGUGGAACCGCCCUAAGUCUAAAGCAGCAUUAAAAUUAAUCUUAUCGAUAGUAAUAUAAUAGAUUUUACUGCCAUUUUUAAUUGAAUGUGAAAACGACGAAUCUGAAUAAUUUGUGAUUGUAUUUAAAUAUGAGUAUUUAUAUUUAUUUAUAUUAUAUCGGACGUGAUUUUUAAUAGAAAUGUGAAUUAAGCAAUUAUUGUCAUUUAAAACUUCUUAACCGUAAGCGAAAUAUUGCAAUGCAAGUAAUUAAUUUAAUUUUGUCAUGCAGGUAAUAUAUGCUAUCACAAUAUAUGUUCGAUCGUUUAUUCCGUUUAUACACCCAAAAACAGCCACCCUAGUGUGUAUCUAUCUAACCACACCAGACUAAAAAAUAAUAUACGAAAUUCCGUUAAUAGAAUGGAUAGAUGGACACAUGUUUCCUCUUUCACCCUAUACUGAAUAUUUAGGGUGUGUAAACGGAAUAAAUUGUCUCGUUCAUGAUAAACAUUAUGAUGACGUGAAUAGUACUUUAUUAUGAUCCAGGGGUGUUAAGUAUUGUAUCAAAGUCAAAACAACUUGUUUCCCUUUAGGGAUUAAAAUGUAUGGGAACUGUGAUGGAAUUUUAUAGGGCUGUAAACAGCAACGAAGUUUUUUACUAUGAAAAAGUUAUAUGUAUGUACAAUGACCAUUGAUGACACAAUUUUUAAGCUCAAACCAUAUUGCAGUGAGCAUUGCUACGCUUACUCUGAGUUUUUAUGAAAAACAUAAGCGCCCUAGACUCACGUUUUCAAGAUCGGUGAUAGAAAUAAAUUCCUAAAAUUAUGCCAUGCUUACGCAUACAUGUUAUAUAGACUGAAUUUUUAUAUCGAAUAAAAUAAAUAUAAAGAAAAUUUUCAAACAACUAUGUAUAGAGAAAAAUUUCGAUACAUGUCUACGUAAAAAAACCUAAUAAGCUAUAUGAAAAUGGAUUGAGGUUUGAUUUUCUCGGUUUUUUAGGGAUGGUUUGUAUUAUAAAAGAUAUGGAUGUCAAAAGUACAAUAUAUUGUUUUUAACUCUGAAAACUAAAGUGCGCUUUUUAUAUUAAGUAUACAAUUUUCUUUAUUAAUAUUUUUACUAAACAAAAACGUCAUUUCUUAAAAGAAUAUAACUUAAAAUGAAGAGCAGCUUAAAAAUAUCUAACUUUAAAAUCUAAAUAUUUAUCCUUAUUGAAUUAAACUAAAACAAAAGUAAAUAUAUAGAACUCAAAACAUUGAACAAGUGAUUAAUUUUGAAGUAAUGCAUAUCAAGCUUUUACUGGAUAUUAUAUCCAAGCAGUAUCAUAUUAAAAAAUAAACGCUUAAAAUGCUUCGAUUAGUCAAAAAAAAUAAUAGCUGUUAUGGACUAAUAUAAUUAUAUAAAAUGUUUAUUCCGUUUAUUCGCCCUAAAACACCCACCCUAGGGUGUAAACUCGGAAAUGCGUGACCGACAAUAUACAAAUUCAGUUCAUUUAUCCCGUCCGGGGUGAAGAGACACGCAUACUCACAGUUGGUACAAACUCUAGGGUGGAUGAACGAAAUAAGCCAUUUAAAAUUUCUUUGCACUUACGAUUUAAUUCCGUCCCUUAACAUAAUUUUUCAGAUCAUUACGUUCAGAAUUUGACUAGCUUUAGCCCACGACUUCGUACAUAACGUAUAAUUUGACUGAACUGAAUAACGUAGCAUUCUAAUGGUGAAAGAAAUAUUAAAAUCGGCUCAGUAGUUCUGAUUUUAUCGAUUACAAACAUACAAAUCUUUCCUCUUUAUAAUAUUAGUAAGAAUAGAUUAUUCUGAAUGUGAUUCGGUAGAUCUUACAGACAGAAAUACAAACAAAAGUGAUCCUACUUUAGUUCUACUUCUAUACUAAAUAUAUUGAAAAUCAACCCAAAAUACUAUCAUAUGACAAUCAAUAAAUUAUUUCAAAGAGGUUUCAGUAACUAAAUCAUAAAAUUCUAAAGAUGACAAACUAUGCUUUUUAUAAAGUUCUUAUAUGGCGGUAUUACACUUGGUCGCUAGUCUGUAUUCGGGUACCUGACCCUGCUUUACACUGCCUUUUUUACAUGAAUUCAGGCUAGUUUGAAAAGUAAAUCUUUUUUAAAGUUGCCUAUAUUCGAUAUCGUUCAUUUUCAUUUAUGGCUCAUGGGAAGCAAUGAUGAGGUCUGGAUUGGAGUACAUUUUCCUUGAAAGUAAAACACGGACGCCGGAAGGGCGCUCCACCCCUUAGCGGUUCGCACUUCGCAUCUGAGAUGUUGAGCAGAAACUCUUCUGCGAAUGUUGGUUAACCACUGGAUGUAAUUACGCCAUUGCUUUUAUGGUAAUAUCACGUAGUAUUGAGAUUAUGAAUGGAAUGUAAUGCCGUAGAGUAUAUGAUCCUCAGAGAGAAUCGACGAUUUAAUGGGCACAAAUAAAAUAAAUAAAUUAUUAUCUAUCUAUUUGAUUCUUUUAACAUGAUUCGGAUCUGUGAAAGUGAUCUUUUUAUAGUUUUAAUAAACUUAGCGCAUAAUUAUAACGAUCAUAAUAAUUAUACUCAUUAUAGUUGGAUUUUCGUAAGCUUUAGUAUAUUUAUUUCUAGUUUUGUAAAUGUUUAUCGGAGUUUUGUAAUGUUUAGAUUAAUUCAAUUGUUUAUUUAUUCUGUGUACAUUUGUUUAUUUUAGAAACGUUUUAUUCGAGGCUACCUGUGUAAAUACCUCUUUGUUUUAGUGUCUAUAUUGAUUUGAUUGAUUUACAUAUUUCUUCAUAUUUCUGGUAGACAGCCAGCCUAAAACACGUAUUCAGGGACAUUCUCGGGUUCUGUUUUCAAUACAUAUUUAUAAGGACUGAUAAUACCAUAAGACCACUUUUUAACUCGUGCCAAUAAAGAAAUGAAUCAAAAACAGUGUUAAUCAUACUAUCUUACUCACACAGUAUACCUGUGUAUAGUGUUUGAGUGAGAUGGAAUGAUUAGUGGCUAGCGCGGCUUCGUUUAGAUUACUUUAUUAUUGGCACGUGUUAUACGUCUCUGAAUGCGGGUUUUAUACUAUUGGAAUACAAGGAGCGAGCCGAGGCGCAUGCGCUGAAUUUUUCAUUUUGAAUUCACCAAAGAAAUGCAGAUAAGUAUGACAUUAUUACACAUUUCCAGUAUAAUGCGUACAUUUUGAGAUCUCACUAGCCAUUAUAGAUCUGUGUCAACUGUUAUGUCAAAAGUACGACUUUUUGUCAAAAGUAAGUUUCACGUUCAAGUUAAGCUUAAAUGUGAAACUUACUUUUGACAUGAAAGUUGACACAUAGAACUAAAAAAAUGGUGAAUGAGAUCUCAAAAUUUACGCUCUAUACUGAAAAAUACUACGCUUGCGUCUAGUCUCGUAAUGUGAGUACAGCUUUAGAAAUCACUGUUUCGAGUUUGAUUAGAUUUCUUAUAUAAGUGAUAUGUUGCAUUUAAUGGUGCCAUUACAAAAUGGCAGUUAACAUGAUGGUUAUAGAGCCUGCGGAGUUGCAAUUAAAUUAUUGUUUUAAAAAUACAAAAAUGAUUUUUUUAUUGUUUUAAGCGUAAUUUACAAUGCAUUAAAUAUUACAAUUUGCAAUUGAUUUGCGCAGGUAACGCAAUAUUUUAAAAUGUACCUAAAUGGACCCAUAUUUCCGAUAAAUCUCUAAAUAAGUUAAUCAAAAUAUGAGACCCUUGAAAUAAAAUGUUUUUACCUAUAAUGAUGGAUGCUCGAUAGAUAUAGCAAAAGGAGAGGUUUGAAAAAAAAAUCGACCAAUAAGGUUGGUUAGUUUUUCUGUGAUGUGCGAGGAAGACCUUAUUCUUAAUACAAUAUUAUAUUUGUGGGCAUCCACUAAAGCUCUAAACAGAUACAACGCGUGACGGCAGGGCGGCACAAUGUACAUGUGAUAACUGCAGAGCGUUGCGGGAGCAAGUAAUAGAUACCUACUUGUAAUACAAGGAACUGUACGUCAUACUGCAUAGCCAAUUAAAUUAAUUAAUACUAUAGAACGGCUUGUUUGGACCAAAAUCGUGUCUUACAGAGCUGUUAAACAAAAAUGAUACGCCAUCAAAUUAUAAGCAGACACUACAUCAAAAAAUUCUUGUUUUGAAUGACCAACCUAGUGUGUAGUUUAUAGAGAUUUUUAGCAAAGACCGAUGGAAAUACAGCAGCUACUCGUAUUAAUCGCACUUUGAGGUGUGUACAGUUUCUUGUAUAACUAUAAGAGUCGUGCUGUAGAGGCUGCGGUCUCGCGUUUUAUUCGACCAGGGCUGAAAUAGUCAGUAUACUGAAAUAAAUUUGAGGAAAAAUUAAGCAAUACACAAUUUGAGAUUAAAUACAAACUAUAUACACAAACAAAAUGUUAUUUAUAUAUGAAUAUAAUUUAUAUAAUUUAAAACUUAUCUUUGAAAUGUUUAGUACCUUACAAUGUUGGGCUCGAGACACAUUGGCGCAGAGUAGAAGCGCAGCGACGCGUCUUAUCUGAAUAUUUUCAAAGUUAUCUGUUAUACUUGAACUACAAAGAGUCCAAUGAGUCACUUUCGGGUUGAUCCCCUUUUUGACCAAACCAAUUCCGUUAGCGUAAAUGCGCACAUCGACUCGCGCCUCCGCUUGCCUUUUUCACUUUGCUUUAUAAAAAUUAGUACAAUAUUAAUGAAAAUGAAGUUUAGUAUAUAUUAUUUGGCACACUUUAGCAAAGACGCGUGGAUGCGCUUUAACUCUGCAGCAAUAUGUCUUGAGCCCAUCUUAGAAAGAUAAUUAUGAUUGUUGAUUUAUAAAUUAUUUUAAUCUGUACAAAUAAUCUCAUUUAUUGAUAAAUAUUAAUUAUAAUGCUAUUGAAAUGAAUUAUAUUAUUUAAAAAUAUUUCCUUUUUUUGUAAAAUACUUCGUUUUAGGAUUUCUGUGUAGCUAGACUAUCUAUCGGUUUUUAAAUGCACGUUUUGUACCUAAGUAUUUCUUGUAAGCUUAAGAUUUAUCAUACUAUGUACAGGUGUAGAAAAUUGGUUUUUAAAACUGACAAAGAACGUUACUAACAAUAAGUAUUAAAUGUAUAUGCGAAUUGCGAAAACUAGUCUGGUCUAGGCGAAAAAUAGCCGGCACACAUUGCGGCAAAGUCGAAUGUGCGGCGACGAAUCAAUGUCAUUUCUAAAAUGUUAUGAAGCAAACUGAACUUUACUUUUGCUACGCAAUGUACAAGUCGACGCCCGCAUUCGCUCGUAUAUUUCAUUUAGUUUCACAGUUGCAUUAAAUAUUGAGUUAUAAGCUCAGUUUACUUUGAAACAUUUUAGAAAAGUCGCGUCGCUUCACUUCGACUAUCACGCAAUAUGUCAUGAACUUUAUACAUCUCUAUACCUUAGGCCAAUUUCUUAAAAAAAAAAAACUGAAUUCUUGAUAUUUUAUAGAUCUAUUUUCUACACCGGUACAAGGUAUGUUUUGUACAAUGUUAUUUAUAAAGGAACAAAAUAAUCUAGUGUUGUAACGCAACGGUAAAGGUUAGGUAAAAAAUGUAGUAAGUUCGGAAAAUGGGUCUCAAACUAGCGACUAAGUCGAGGCAAUGUGAUAGGCUGAUUGAUGUUGUGUAGAUGCCGUGUCGGACAUUCAAUGUAAUGGUUCACGCACACUUGUGCGGGCCGUACCGCGACACCAUACCGUUAGUGAUGCGUUUUAUACAAUUUGAAUUAGUCUGUGUAAGUGAUGGAGCAGAAAUUCUGUUUUGAAAUGGUUAUUAAUAACAUUGAAAAGAACGAAACUUUUAUGAUUAACUUAAAGGUUUUGCAAUAAACGCAAUUAAAAAAAAACUAACUGUAUAAUUAAACUUUUUUACUUUGGAUCCGUUUUAGUAAGAGUUCUAUAUUCGAUAAUAACUGCAAACGAUUAAAAUGAUUUUAAUCAAAAGUUUUGUCUCAUUACAUUGAAUGUUCGGCACAAUUCGAUUAGUGUAAUUAACGCCGUGGGUGCCAAUUCUUAUAUUGCUCGAAAAAAUCCAAUAAUAAAUGUUUAUUUGAUGAUGAAAAAAGGUAUGCAAUUGUUUUUGAUAGGAAUAGAAGUAGCUUUCGAGGCUGAGUAAGCGGUUAUUAAGUUUUCGCCCAUUGUAUAGGACUAAGUUUACAACGCAGAUUUUUUUGUCUACAAACCAAAAUGAAAUGGACUGUUUACGGUAAUGGCCCAAUACAGUGGGCGAGAACCUUUAUAGUUAGUUGUAUUUGUAUGUUACGAAUUUUAAAGGUAUGUUACGUCAUUUUACACUCGUGUUAAUGUAUGCUAGAGUGUUGACAAUAUCUUUUGGAAUUCCUCUAUAUUUUGUAUACAGCCCAAUAUUUAUUGUACAGUGUAAUAAAAUACCAUGCAUGUA